Messenger RNA from Diceros bicornis minor, 2939 nucleotides. It is a transcript of the gene LRRC75A, whose product is annotated as leucine rich repeat containing 75A. The record is from RefSeq and is a predicted model, not a curated record. NCBI's taxonomy places the organism in Eukaryota, Metazoa, Chordata, Mammalia, Perissodactyla, Rhinocerotidae.
GCGCGCAACAGUUCCCCCAAAGUUGCAGCCCGGGAGGCGGGCGCGCCCGGGCAGCCGAGGGGCGGGCAGCCGGCCGGGGACGCGGCGUCGCGGCCCAGCGCGGACGGUGCCAGCGGGCAGCGGCGGCAUGGGCACCCGGCAGACCAAGGGCAGUCUGGCGGAGAGAGCCAGCCCCGGCGCGGCGCCGGGCCCCCGCCGCGAACGGCCCGACUUCUGGGCGUCGCUGCUGCUGCGCGCCGGGGACAAGGCGGGGCGCGCGGGCGCCGGCGCGGGGCUGCCCCCCUACCACCGGCGCGUCGGCAUGGUCCAGGAGCUGCUGCGGAUGGUGCGCCAGGGCCGGCGGGAGGAGGCGGGGACGCUGCUGCAGCACCUGCGCCAGGACCUAGGCAUGGAGUCAACCUCGCUGGAUGACGUUCUGUACCGCUACGCCAGCUUCAGGAACCUGGUGGACCCCAUCACACACGACCUCAUCAUCAGCCUGGCCCGCUACAUCCAUUGCCCCAAGCCGGAAGGCGAUGCGCUGGGCGCCAUGGAGAAGCUGUGCCGGCAGCUGACGUACCACCUCAGUCCCCACUCCCAGUGGAGGCGGCACCGGGGGCUGGUCAAGAGGAAGCCGCAGGCCUGCCUCAAGGCUGUCCUGGCCGGGAGCCCUCCAGACAACACAGUGGACCUGUCAGGCAUCCCGCUGACCUCCCGAGACCUGGAGCGGGUGACCAGCUACCUGCAGCGCUGCGGGGAGCAGGUGGAUAGCGUGGAGCUGGGCUUCACAGGCCUCACAGACGACAUGGUCCUGCAGCUGCUGCCAGCACUCAGCACACUACCCCGCCUCACCACACUAGCGCUCAAUGGCAACCGGUUGACCCGGGCCCUGCUGCGCGACCUCACCGACACCCUUAAGGACCCCAGCAAGUUUCCCAGUGUCACGUGGAUCGACCUGGGCAACAAUGUGGACAUCUUCUCAUUGCCCCAGCCCUUCCUGCUCAGCCUGCGCAAGCGCUCCCCAAAGCAGGGCCACCUACCCACCAUCCUGGAGCUGGGCGAGGGCCCAGGCGGUGGGGAGGAGGCCCGGGAUGGGACACUGGGCCAAGAGGACCCUGGAGGGGGCCCUCUGGCCCCUGCCAAAGACCACGAGGGCAAGGAGACUGUAGGUGCAGCCCAAACGUGAUACACAAGUGGGGGACCUCACCAGGGAGCCCCUGUGGAGUAGGAUGGCUGAGGCAGGCUAGGAGCUCCUACCAGGGGACUCAGGCUACCACCCAGAAUUGGCCUGGGCAGCCCCACCCUUGGGAAGCCAGCAUGUAGGAUCUGGGAAAGGGGGAUUGUGUAAUACUUCUCUUUGGUCCUCUGCAUUUCCUUGUCAAUCCCAUUAUCUGCCUUUUGGCUCCUAAAGAGUCAUCACUGGCUCAAAGGGCAUCAGCCCCUAGCCACCCCCAGACUUGUGGGCACAGUGUACAGUUUGGAGAUGCUGGAAGCUUCAGUUAAUGUGAAUCCUAAGAGCCUUCCCCCAGAAAAGGAGUGUAGUUCAGGUCCUACAUCCACCCCAGGAUUUCCCAAUUCUGCAUUACACUUGUUCUAUUCAGAGCAGCAAACUCCAGCCAGAUGCUAAAUGUGCUCCUGCUCGAGGCAAGUUUUCCAACCUUUACCCUAACUUCUGGCUGAAGGCUGGGGUAGGGGUCUGGCUGCCCGAGACCCCAGGACCUAGUCCAUAUCUGGACUGAAGGCUGUCUACCUCCUCCUUGUGGAGACCCAAGUACCUUAGAACCAACUUCCCAGCCUCAGCCUUCAUUUGAGGCCCACCCCUCAACCUGUGAUUCCAGGGCCUGCCCAAGGGACCAGCCACCCUAUACCCUUCAAUAUUUAGAGCAUCCUAGGGUGCCUACACACAGGCACACGUGCCAAGUCCCAUUCACAAACCCUGCCAGAAAAUCACGAGGGUUCCAGUGUUGCUCAAGAACAGGCCUGAGUGAGUUGCUUCCUUUAAAAAUUCCUCCUCAUGGAGUCCCUGAAGUAAUCCUUGCUAUUUUGAGCACAUUUCCAAAAACCUACUAAGGAAGACUCUUAUAAACCCAGGACCAUUCGAUGAGAUUAAGAGCAUUUCCCCCAGUUCCUGGCAGAUGUAGUGCCUCCAAGCCAAGAUGGCUGGGAGAAAGGGAAAAAUAAACCUGAGGUUCCCAGAGGGAGUAAGCAAGCAAGUUUUCACCCAACCUUCCCCUUGCCCAAGGCCUACCAGUUAAAAAAAAAAAAAUCCCUUCUAGGCACAAUAAGCCCUAGACCCAAGUACAGACAGCAAGUCCAGGGAGACUGGAAACCAGUCUUAAGCUGGAGAAAAUUGGUCCAGGCGCCCAAAGUUGGUGAACCAGACCCCUCAGGCAAAUGUCAGCGAUGGCUAGAGAAGCACACAGCCUGACAGGCCUCUAGCCUCAUGCCAGGUAAGCGAGAUGCCAACACAGCAAGGCAGCGACGCAUGGGCUAGGUUAAGAGCCGCACUAUGGGACCUUGCCUGCUACUGCCAAAGGGUUUAGCUAGGCAGGUGUAGAACUUCAGGAGGUAGAGGAAGGCUAUGGGAAGGGACAGAAACUGGAAUCAAGUGCGUGGAUGCCUUAAAUGCUUUGGAAUUUUUACCCUCAAAGUCUGAAGUUGUUACAGAGGGGAAAACAGCUUAGACUGACCAUAGGGAAGCUGACAAGUACUAAUACCUGGACUGCUACUAUCCAACAGCAGUAAUCAAAUUUAACUUUUUCUUCAAAUACACAUUUUUAAGAACCAAUACCACAGACCAUCCUUUAUUACAGUAUUAGUUUAUGGUAACUGCAUGGGAAUAUUUCAGCAAGAAAUAAGUCCCCAGCUUAAAGAUAACAAAUUUAUACAGUAUUAAAUAAAAAGUACAGAAGGAAGCUCCUUUUGGGCAAGGGACAAGACUAGAAAACUCAUGAACUUAA